UCUGCUUCAUUAACCUAUUAAUUGUCAUGUCUCAUAUCCAGGAUGAACAAAUCCCUGUGGGAGUUUUCGAGUUAUCUGAGGGGAUGAGCCAUAAUUCAGGAGACUUCUUCAUGGGUCUCUCUGAUGGUGUAGAUCCAACCCAAGAUCUUCCAUCUGUUGGCAGUGGGAGGAGGGUGGUGUCCGAAGAUAGUGAUGAGGUGCCGAAGAUAGAUGUGAGCAACGUGAAAGGUAAGAAUGUUGUGGGUGAAGUGCCGAGGGUUGGGUCGUCCGCUGUCGCUCAUGACGGGUUAACUGAGGAUCUGGUGAAUGUGAUUGAGAAUCGUACUGUGGUAUGUGAAGCAGUGGGGAGUGCGAAACGGAAACGUGAGAUUGACAUCUUUCCUUCGCCCAAACGUGAUCGACAUUCCCUUGGGGGCGAAAGGGAGGUGGUCGCGGGUAAACAUUCGCGACCUAAAAAAUUGGUGCCCUCUCGGAAUUUGGGUUUAUUAAACCGUAGCCAGGUUCGACGAAAACAACAGCUAGUGCAUUCCAGCUCUUCGGGAGAUGAAUAUGAGGAAGACCCGAACCGUGGUACCAAACGGAAGCGGGUAGGCUAUUUAUUCAGAACCACCCCUCGCCCGUUGUUGCCUGAUCUGUUGACUGAGGAUGAUCAAUGGAAGUUGGAUGGUUGCAGUGCCCGAAAGCGUGUGAAACGGGUUGAAAGAGCGGCCGGUCUGGUUUUGGGCGAGCUGUCCGGGUUGACCACUGCCUUUAUGUCAGAGAAAGCACGCAGUGCCCGGUUACAGAGGCGUAAACAUGGUUUGGAGGAGGAACUUAAUAACGUUAAAGCCAAGCUUGGCGAGAUGGAGCCUGCGGAAAAAAUUAAGCUUCAAGAACAACUGGCGGGUGUUUCGAAAGAGCGUGACGAAUGUCGGGUUUUGAUUCGUGAGCUGGAGGGUCAAAUUAAUGCGAGCAAGGAGGAAAAUCGGGUUGCUCAAGAAAAAUUGAAGGCUUUACAGGAUAUGCAUUUGGAUGUGACCGGAAAAUUGCAAGUUAGUGAGACUGCCCGCUGUGAGGCUGAUAAGUUGGUUUCCCGCUUGCGGGGUGAUAUUGAGGGUUUGAAAGUGACACUUGAGAAUGUGCCUCGUCGAGAAGUGGUGCUAGCUGAGUUUCGUGCCAGCGACGAAUAUAAGCAAGAAGUCAUUGAGUCACGUGUGGCUGCUGUGGAGACCUUCAGAACCAGCGAGGAUUUUGCCGAAGAGAUACGCCGAGCAGUGCAGCAGAGCCUGAGUGAGUUUAAAAAGGGCGUGGAGUAUGCCCAAGCCUUAGACCAUGCGCGGGCAAUGGCGAUAGCGGAGUUUCGUGAUGGUGUUGCUUUUAAACAAGCUGUUGGAGCUGAAGCUGGGAAGAUGUCGCUGCGGAUCGUAGAAUGUUGUCGAGAAUUUUUUAAGGAUGAUAUGCAACGGCCAUCACAGGAGUUUGGGGUGUUUUUUACAGAGUUCAUUCGUCGUUCACGGGGUGCGCCUGGAAGGAAACCCGCUAUGUAAUCAUCUGGGGUUUCCGCUUUUGUUUUGUGAUAUAAUCCUUUGUUUCCAGAUUAUUAUGUAUUAAGUAUGACCAGUAGAUGGAUGUUAU
Daucus carota subsp. sativus is the source of this 1614-nucleotide messenger RNA. RefSeq lists its product as uncharacterized. Bases 27 to 1526 code for a protein of 499 amino acids. NCBI's taxonomy places the organism in Eukaryota, Viridiplantae, Streptophyta, Magnoliopsida, Apiales, Apiaceae. The record is from RefSeq and is a predicted model, not a curated record. The transcript has 2 exons.